This is a messenger RNA of Fonsecaea multimorphosa CBS 102226, 1749 nucleotides long. RefSeq lists its product as uncharacterized. The transcript has a single exon. NCBI's taxonomy places the organism in Eukaryota, Fungi, Ascomycota, Eurotiomycetes, Chaetothyriales, Herpotrichiellaceae. Gene Ontology annotation, molecular function: oxidoreductase activity, acting on paired donors, with incorporation or reduction of molecular oxygen; heme binding; monooxygenase activity. The record is from RefSeq and is a predicted model, not a curated record. Bases 1 to 1749 code for a protein of 582 amino acids.
AUGUCGUGGAUCUCGAUCCUGUUGACGCUGUACGGACUAUGGGUAUCUUCGACGCUCUGGAGACUGUUCAAGAACUACCUGUCGGCGCGCAAAACGGGGCUCCCCAUGGCCAUCUUCCCGCUCAACCACUUCCACCCGAUAUGGAUGAUUCUCUCGGUGCCGCUACGGCCGGUGUUCGAAAGGUUGUUACCGGGGUGGAUGUACGAAGCGAUCAACCUGUCGACGUACGGGUUCGAAUUCCGCAACAAGACGCGGCUGUUCGACGAGUGCGACUCCAAAGCGAUGAUUCUCGUGACGGCCGGGUCCAACGAACUGAGUCUGAUCGACCCGGAACUGGCGACGGAAGUUCUGAAGCGGAUCAAGGAUUUCCCCAACCCGGACAUCACGGGGGUCGUGUUGAACAUCUUUGGGCCUAGCUUGAUCACCACCAACGGCGAGACUUGGGCGAGACAGCGGCGGCUGAUCGCGCCCCAGAUCAACGAGAAGAUCAGCGGGUUGGUCUUUGGGGAGUCGUGUCGGCAGGCCCGUGAGAUGCUGGGCUCCUACGUGGAUGACCUGCGAGGGGUGACGGACGACACGAUGCGCGGCAUGAAGCAGGUCGCUAUCAAUGUCUUGGGCACGGCCGGGUUCGGCAUCUCCCAGCCCUGGAAACAGGAGGCGGGGAAACCGUCCAGCCGUCACAACCCCAAUGGAUACCGCACGACGUACAUGGAAGCGACCAAGACGGUGGUGGAGAACCUCAUUGAAGCGGCAGUCCUGCCGGCAAGGUUGCUCACACUUCCCCUUUUCGUACCGUCGUGGCAGGACAUCGGGCACGCCAAGAACGAGUUCCCCCUGCACACCAGGGAGAUGCUGGAGAAUGAGCGCAAGCUGCAACGUGACAGCCCCGAGCCUCGAAGUAACCUGAUGAGUAUGCUGGUGCGGCUCUCUGACUCGGCCAAGGCCGGGGCCGCGGCCGCCGGUGAGCUGUCCAAGAACUCACAACAACAACAACAACAACAACAACAACAACAACAACAACAGGGGCUUUCGGAGGAAGAAAUCCUGGGGAACCUCUUCGUCUUCACGAGCGCCGGGUUCGACACGACGGCCAACACCAUGGCCUACGCGCUGGCUCUGUUGGCCACGUACCCGGAGUGGCAGGAUUGGCUGUACGAGGAAAUCAAGACAGUCGUGGGUAGCACACCCGUCGACGAGCUGGAGUACGCAGACGUCUAUCCUCGCCUGCCGCGCUGUCUGGCUCUGAUGCUGGAAACGAUGCGAUUCUUCCCGCCCUUGACACACAUUGCCAAGCAGACAAACUCAACCCACGACGUCUCGAUAACCACCCCGUCGGGGAGAACGUACUACAUCCCGACCAACACCAUCGUCUACAUCGACACGGUCGCGCUACACCUGGACCCUCACACCUGGGGCGACGACGCGACGACGUUCCGGCCCUCGCGCUGGCUUGUCACCACCACCAAUAACAACACGGAGACCAUCAAAUCGAUGCCCAAAGGCACAUACCUCGCCUGGUCCUCGGGGCCCCGAGCCUGCCCCGGCCAAAAGAUGUCGCAGGUCGAAUUCGUGAGCGUCUUCAUGACCAUCUUCGCCAGGUAUCGCUGCGAGGCCGUCAAAGUCCACAAAGACGAGACCGCCCAACAAGUUAGGGAACGCUUGGAGCGCAUCAUGGCGGACAGCCAGCCCAAAUUGACGCUGCAGAUGAGCAGGAAUCGGGACUUGAAGUUGAGAUGGAUUGAGCGGUGA